AUGAAAGGCAGUCCGUUAGAUGGCGAUGAUGCUCAGUUGGCGGCGAUGGGGCAUCGGCCCGAACUCCAGCGCAGUUUUUCAACAUGGUCCAUGCUAGGAUUGGCGUUCGCUGUCCUCAACUCAUGGACGGCACUCUCAGCCAGCUUGUCGAUCAGUCUCACAUCCGGUGGAAGCACAAGUGUGAUAUGGGGACUGGUGACUGCGGGAUUCUGCAAUUUAUGCAUCGCAUGCUCGUUGGCUGAGUUCCUCUCGGCAUACCCGACAGCUGGAGGACAAUACCAUUGGGUUGCAGUCGCGUGGCCGAAAUGGGUACCCAUUCUAUCGUGGAUCACAGGCUGGAUCAAUGUGGCAGGCUGGGUUGCCCUUGUCGCUACAAACUCACUUCUUUCCAGUCAGCUCAUUGUUGGGAUUAUCUCCACCCUUCACGAGAGCUAUAAGCCCCAACGCUGGCAUCAAUUCCUAAUUUACAUUGGACUGACAAUUGGUUCGUUCCUUAUGAAUGCUUUCAUGAACUCCAUUUUGCCGGUAAUCUACCGUGGCGCUUUUAUGUGGUCCAUUGGAGGUUUUGUGGUUGUGUCCAUCACUGUCCUCGCAUGCGCCUCUCCCAACUAUAAUUCGGCCUACUUCGUGUUCUGCGACUUUGUCAACCAAACAGGCUGGCCUGAUGGAGUCGCAUGGCUUCUUGGUUUGCUCCAGGGAGGCCUAGGUGUGACAGCUUUUGAUGCAGUGGCGCAUAUGAUUGAAGAGGUACCCAACGCCUCAAUUGAAGGACCUAAAAUCAUGGUGUCCUGCGUGGGAAUCGGUACAGUUACCGGUUCAAUCUUCCUCAUCGUUCUCCUCUUUGUUGCAGGCAACAUGGAACAAGUCACAACCUCGGCAGCUGGUCCUCUGUUGCAGAUUCUACUAGAUGCAACAAAGAGUAACGCGGGCGCCAUCUGCCUUUUAAUGCUGCCACUUGUCUGCUUGGUUUUCGCUAUCAUCAGCGUUAUGACUACCAGUAGCCGGAUGAUUUUUGCUUUCGCGAGAGACGGUGGUCUUCCUGCUUCUCGAUUCUUCGCAACAGUGCACCCCACCCUCAAGUUGCCCCUUAACGCACUCAUGUUGAGCGUUGUUGUGGUUAUCGCGUUCGGAUGUAUCUUCUUGGGGUCUUCAAGUGCCUUCAACGCGAUUAUCUCCGCUUCGGUUGUAGCACUGGACCUAUCGUACGGCAUUCCCAUUGCCAUCAACUGUCUGCAGGGACGUCGAAGACUACCCGAGCGAAAAUGGAGACUGCCAAGUUCAGUUGGAUGGUUUGCCGACAUAGUUUCCUUAUCCUACAUCAGCCUCACCACUGUGUUGUUCGUUUUCCCGCCGUCAAGCACAGUAACAGGGAGCAGUAUGAACUACUGUAUCGCAGCAUUUGCUGUCAUCAUCAUCGUCUCCGUAUUCCAGUGGAUUGUUGACGGAAGGAAGAACUUCACUGGUCCUCGCUUUGAUAUGACCAUCGAUGCCCUGGACGCCAUGCCCACAGAACAAGAGCCCAGCAUACACGAGAAGUAG
Molecule: messenger RNA, 1539 nt
Organism: Penicillium canescens
Lineage: Eukaryota; Fungi; Ascomycota; Eurotiomycetes; Eurotiales; Aspergillaceae
Exons: 18
Coding region: 1-1539 (512 amino acids)
Biological process (GO): transmembrane transport
Cellular component (GO): membrane
Molecular function (GO): transmembrane transporter activity
Source: RefSeq, a predicted model, not a curated record